CACCUCACUACGGACCAUUCAUUACGCCGGCAUCGCACGAUGCACUGCGAUUCCAAAUUUGAAAAUUCAAAUUCUUUUUAACUGCUCUGCCAGUCCUAUUUUCCCGACUGUCAUUUUGCGCGCCAUCCUUGUGUUUUUCUUUUUUAUUUUGUGAUUGUUUUCUUUUUUUGUGGAUGCCUGCCAGUUGAUUUGUAGAUUCGAAAGGAUUCAAAGGAUACAGGAUGUCCCAAAACUGCAAGACGACAUACACAGCGGCGACGACGCGCGAUGCAAACAACAACACCCUGUACACAGGGGCGGUCCCGACUUACGGGGGUAGGUACAACCCGCCCAGCAGCAACGGUAACUAUCAGCAAGUGACGGCGAAAGUACUAUUCGGCAGCGUCACGGCGAUCAAUGACCUCAAGCGGCAGGAGAAGGCCGAGCGGGAGGUGCGGCGGACGCACUAGCGACAUCUAGCGGAAGGCGAGAGAACUUUUUAGCAAUUCAGUUUAGGCCCUGAACUUUGUGAUACGAAAAACAAUAAAUGGAAGCUAAGGAGUGAUCUCGGAUGACAGAAUUUACUUUAUUAAGUAUAAUAUUUUUAUAUUUAAAGUUUACAAAUAGAUAGAUAGUUAUUUUUAAACAUAUACAUAACGAAGACAUGUUAGCGUAUUUGAAAAUUAGGCAGGAAAAUAAUCCUUAUGCUGACUAUACAUUAUCGCAUUGCAGUUUACCGAACUUUGUCGCAUUCGGUAUAUGUUACUGGUUUUCCGUUGCGGUAAAUAAAAGCAUACAAACUAUACAAUGUUUUCCUGCCCAUAAACUAACUGAAGUUUUCUAAAGUUAAAUAAAUUUAGAUACGGCCGAGAAUACUCAAAUAUAAACCAGUGCAGUAUGCACUGGUUUAUAUUAAUAAAUUAAUAAUUAAUAAAGAUCUAAAAUACAACUUUGGGUUACUGGUAUCCUGGUAUCGAACGCAAAACCUCCUAAAGACUACUUGGGUACAUGAAAACAAACAACUUUUAUUCUACGACUUUUUGUGAUUCGUAGUUUUUUUUUUUUCAUAUAAAAAAAAUACAAUCUAAUUUGUGAUUUGUGAGUGAAAACUGCAGCAAACAUGCGCACGACCAAUGAAAAUAAAGACCCUUGUCGCAGACAGCACAAUUCGGAUAUUCUCUGCCGUCUACAUAGAACUGAUGUGAUAGCAGGAGAUGUGAUGUUUAAAAUGUUGAGUUCUCGGCCAUUUAUUUCAUUUAAUACUCAUUAAAAUAAAGGAACAAUUUCGGAUUAGGUAUAGUCAACCGCACGUCAAGUUAAUAACGACGAAUUUGCAAUCAAUCUGGAUAGCUUGAAGUGUUGUUCACUGUAUUUAUUGAGGCAAAAAAUGUAACGAUUAUUUUUUUGUACGAGGUUAGCUUCUUUAUAUUUAGCGUAAAAUUUUAUUCUUAACUAAGUGUAAUUAAAACAAUAGUGAUAUAAUUGGUUAAUUAGCAUUUGAUGCCUCAACUAUCCAGCUAUUUAACAUGAAAUAGUGCCGGCGUCAGCAUUGUACCUGCCCUGGGCAAAAUUUCUAAGGCACGCCCUAAAAAAGCUAUUUCAUGGAAACUAACUCGCAAACUCCAGCCAGACCAUGUAAAAUUCAAAAGCGGAAGUUUGUGCGAACUAAAAAAAAUAUAUAUAAUAUUUUGAAUAUCAGCGUACAUAUUUUGAUAGAUAAAUAUUUCCUUUGUUACUAAUUAUAUAAUGACACUUAAUUUCAUCGACACCUCGACCGUUUUUGAUAAAAUUUGGCAAGGAGACAGUCGAAUACGCGAGAGCAAACAUUGAUAUGUUUGCUACAGAUCAUCAUGAUGGAAGAUUUGAGAUUUUGUCGUGAAAUUGUAACUAAAAAAAAAAUCUAAUUUAUGUUAUCGCUUACUUUGGAUUUACGUUCCAUUUGAACUGACCUUAUAAAAGUUUGUAUGGGAUCUUAAACAGCCCAUACAAAACUAUACAAAUGUAUACGUAUUAUAUAUACUUUAGUUAAGUUUUAGCAUAUAGAUUUAUAUACUGUUUAGAUUUUAUACUCCACAAUCGAGCCAGUGUUAAAGGAUCAAAAAUUUUAAAUUUGUAUUUUUUUUUUAAUAAAACUUGUUUACUAUUAA
Messenger RNA from Plodia interpunctella (Indianmeal moth), 2126 nucleotides. RefSeq lists its product as uncharacterized. The transcript is spliced from 4 exons. NCBI's taxonomy places the organism in Eukaryota, Metazoa, Arthropoda, Insecta, Lepidoptera, Pyralidae. Bases 222 to 449 code for a protein of 75 amino acids. The record is from RefSeq and is a predicted model, not a curated record.